CCGCCGCCGCCGCCGCCGCCGCCGCCAGCAGAGCGCACCGGGCUGGCCGGGCGAGUGGCUAUGGCGGGCGCCGAAGACGGGCCGGGCCAGCAGCCGGAGGUCGACGAGGACGAGGCGGCGUAUUGCCGGCGCUGGGGCGCGCAACAUGCCGGGGCCCGCGAGCUGGCCGCGCUCUACUCACCAGGCAAGCGCUUCCAGGAGUGGUGCUGUGUGGUGCUGUGCUUCAGCCUCAUCGCCCACAACACGGUCCACCUCCUGCUGCUGGCUCACUGGGAGCACACACCUCUCGUAAUGCUGGGAGUCGUUGCAGGGGCUCUCAUUGCUGACUUCUUGUCUGGCCUGGUGCACUGGGGAGCCGACACCUGGGGCUCCGUGGAGCUGCCCAUCGUGGGGAAGGCUUUCAUCCGGCCAUUCCGGGAGCAUCACAUCGACCCGACAGCCAUUACGCGGCACGACUUCAUCGAGACCAACGGGGACAACUGCCUGGUGACGCUGCUACCGCUGUUAAACAUGGCCUACAAGUUCCGCACCCAGAGCCCAGAAGUCCUGGAGCAGCUGUACCCCUGGGAAUGCUUCGUCUUCUGCCUGAUCAUCUUCGGUACCUUCACCAACCAGAUCCACAAGUGGUCACACACGUACUUUGGGCUGCCGCGCUGGGUCGUCCUCCUGCAGGACUGGCAUGUCAUCCUGCCUCGUAAACACCAUCGCAUCCACCACGUCUCACCCCACGAGACCUACUUCUGCAUCACCACAGGCUGGCUCAACUACCCUCUCGAGAAGAUGGGCUUCUGGAGACGCCUAGAGGACAUUAUCCAGGGCCUGACAGGCGAGAAGCCUCGGGCAGACGACAUGAAAUGGGCACAGAAGAUCAAAUAACUCCUCCAGGCCACCACCUCGUUGCCAACCUUACCCAGCUCCCCCAAACCGAAGCCAUCUGCCAAAUUCCAGCCUCCUUGCGCUGGCCCCUCCAGGUGGAGAGGACACCUCCUGGGCUGGGCCCAGGCACCCCCAGCCCACCCCUUGUGACACAGAAUACUUGAGCCACUGAUUUUUUUCAUUUCCUUUCCUUGACCCCUCCCCAGCCACCUGAGCUGCUCUGUCUGCCAAACCUGACUCUGCAAAAAAAAAAAAAAAAAAAGCGCCCCGCCCUGCCAGCCAUUCCUUGGGUUGAGGAGAAGUUCACCAACUCCCCACACUCCCACCACCCCUUGCCCCACUGGGCAGCCCUUCAGCGUGGCUGGUAUCGGGGCACUGAGUCGUCUUAUCUGUUCCUCUUUGCCCUCAGUGGUCUAGGAGCCCCCAGGCACACCUAACUGUCCCUGGAGCAUUACCCUGCCAUGGACCUGCAGACUGACCCCCAAGGCCUGGGUGGAUAGACAGCCCCAGUCACCACCUUCAGCCUAGCUUGUCCACCCAAGGAUGGCAAAGUGCAGCAAGGGUCUGGGGGCAGCUGGCCAGACGAGGCUGGAAUUUACUGAUCAAGUCUGGACCCCCCUUCUUCCCCACCCCUCCCCCAUCUGCCCAUGUGAUUCCAGCCAGAGCUGAUGUUUCUGAUCGGAGGAUGUCUUCGAAGGGCACAGCCCCUGCAAAGGGUCUUGGUCAUUUGGAAGGGGACACAGUGUCCCCUCUGGCCGGGGGUAUGUCAGAGAAGGGAGAGUGGGGUUUUUUAGUUUCGGUUAUUUUUUUUUUAACGGUGCUUGCUUGUUUAAUGUAAAUAAUAGAAAGCCUUAAUAUCUUUUCUGUAACACGGAGUAAUAUUUUAAUGUCAUGUUUUGGAUGUAUAUAAUAUAUUUAUAACAAAGCAGCAAGAGUCUACUUAACCUCGGCUGCCUCGUGUUUCCUGGUUGGCUGGGGGAAGGGAAGUAAGGAGCCUGGAGGGUGAGGCGCCACCCCUACCCUAUUCCCAGCUUCCCUCGCAACGCUGGGCUAAGGAUGAGGGCUUUGUCAUCUAAGACAGUGAAUCAAUGUUGACAUCUGCUCCAAACACUUUUGGAAGGGACCCGUGAUUUGGUGAGGAAUGGUCUUCAUGCAGGAAAUCAUGGUGAUAAGUAACAAAGGCUGAUCCCUAUUGGUGAAUUCCUUUGGCAAAUGUUUAUUGGCACCUAAUGUGUGCCAGGCUCUGGCCUGGAUACCGGGGCAUGGAAGUGAACAAACAAACAUGGACCUACCCUGAUGGAGCUGACCUCCUGGGGAGAGAGACAAUAAACUUAAAUAAAUGCACAUGGA
This is a messenger RNA of Eubalaena glacialis (North Atlantic right whale), 2226 nucleotides long. It is a transcript of the gene PEDS1, whose product is annotated as plasmanylethanolamine desaturase 1. Bases 61 to 876 code for a protein of 271 amino acids. The transcript has 6 exons. Gene Ontology annotation, biological process: ether lipid biosynthetic process. Gene Ontology annotation, molecular function: plasmanylethanolamine desaturase activity. NCBI's taxonomy places the organism in Eukaryota, Metazoa, Chordata, Mammalia, Artiodactyla, Balaenidae. The record is from RefSeq and is a predicted model, not a curated record. Gene Ontology annotation, cellular component: endoplasmic reticulum membrane.